Molecule: messenger RNA, 4095 nt
Organism: Poeciliopsis prolifica (blackstripe livebearer)
Lineage: Eukaryota; Metazoa; Chordata; Actinopteri; Cyprinodontiformes; Poeciliidae
Gene: ngfb
Product: nerve growth factor b (beta polypeptide)
Exons: 4
Coding region: 358-942 (194 amino acids)
Biological process (GO): regulation of neuron differentiation; neuron projection morphogenesis; nerve growth factor signaling pathway
Molecular function (GO): growth factor activity; nerve growth factor receptor binding
Source: RefSeq, a predicted model, not a curated record
UUUUCAAACAAGUGCAAGGCUCAGAUAGGAGUGCUUGGAUUAUAGUUGUUCUGCUCUUGGAGUUUUGUGGAAGUGGACAUACAAACUGGAAUAUAUUUCAGGAAGCUUCAGGAAUUCUACAUCUAUGGGAGAAGACACUUUAAAGGACUGAAGAGCUGAGACAGAGGAGGGCAGAGGUGUGCUGCAUGGGGGCCAAAGCCAGGCCUUAUGGCAGGAGGCACCCAGAUCUCACUGAGCUAUAAUUACAUCCUGUAGGAGCCUCUGAGGUGAAACAGUUCACACGAAGACACUGAAAGGGAUUUUCUCAGAGUGCUCCGUCUUCUUCUGGCCCUCCAAAGAGUUGCAGAUCGUGUGCCCAUGAGGUCAUCCAUGCUGAUCCUGUUUCUCGUCUUCAGUGCCCAGGCUGUGGCCCCCGUCGUAGGGGUCUCGUGCAGCGUCACAACAGCACAACAGGACAACCCCACCUCCAUCCCCACUGUGGAUCCCAAGCUCUUCAAUAAGCGCCGCCACCUCUCACCCAGGGUGGUUUUCAGCUCACAGCCCCCCGAUGCGGAGCCAGCAGGGGGUCAGGGUGUCGGCAGCAGGACUCGAAGGCACCCUCCGCACCGGGGGGUGUAUUCGGUGUGUGAGAGUGUUAGUGUCUGGGUGGGCAACAAAACCAACGGCACAGACAUCUCAGGCAAUGAGGUGACAGUGCUCGAGUAUGUGAAUAUAAACAAUGUUACCAAGAAACAGUAUUUCUUUGAGACGACGUGUCAAAGCCCUCCAUCUGGAGGCUCAAAAUGUUUAGGAAUUGACGCGAGGCACUGGAACUCCCACUGCACCAACUCGCACACUUUUGUCCGAGCGCUCACUUCAUUCAAGAACCUGGUGGCUUGGAGGCUCAUUCGGAUUAACGUGGCGUGUGUGUGUGUGCUCAGCCGCAAAUCGUGGAAGGACUGAAGACUCACCCAUAGACGGGCACACAGAACACAAUAUAGACAGACACAUUAAAAUGCAGACCAGUGUGUGUCUGCAUAUAACUUAUCACCAAUGACUUCUCACCCUCUGCACAAAGUAAAUUAUUCUUGUAUGUGUCAAAGUAUCAGGACUGCAUUAUAUACACACCAGACCUGGGUUAAAGAGUAUCUGCAAGUAGUUUUAGCCAUUGAAGGAUUAACAUGAUUGUGAAGGUGUUUUAAUCGUUUGUUGUUUUUAUAAAAGAGGCAGUUUGGUGAGGUACAUGUGUUCUUUUGCAACUAUUAAAGUUUAUAGUUGGAAAUUAGAAAUGUUCUCCUAGUAAAACCCAUUACCCGUACUGUUUAAAAGAGCUGCACAACUUCUUCAGUCUGCUACAUUUAGGAGAAUUUAUUGAUAAUAAGAUGUACAAUAUAAAUUGAUUCCAGCUAUUUAAAGUCACAUUAAAAUUAGAGUUAUAUUAUUGUAUGGUGUAAUUAGUCAGUAAAAUAGAGUCAUGUGAAAGAAAUUAGUUUCCUCAUUACAGAUUUAUAAUGUUUCUAUCUUUUGUUACACUUACAUGUUUAGGACAGUCAAGCAAGUAGAUAACCAGAAUAAAUACAAAGACAACUAUUGUUAAAUCAUCAUUGUAUUUAGUAAUGGAAAAUUUGUUUACACUAACCUGAAAACUUAAUUCCUAGGAUUAACAACUUUUUAAAUUUGGCUUUUCUCAUUCUACCAAUGCUAAAUUACUCACUAAACAGCUCAGUAAAGAACCUGACUUUUGAAAGAUUUCCAAAGUUAUCUUUGUUCUAAAAAAACUUAAGAUGUUUAUGAUGAUGCCUAAAGUUUAGGGGGAUUUUUUUGGUCUGAAGAGACAUAAGUGGAACUUUUCAGCAAGUAUGAAUCAGUUUACAUUUGGCACAAAACUAAAACAUUUCCACAAAAAAACAUGGUGGAGGGAGAGUGAUGGUCUAGAACUUCCUUGUUUCUUCAAUAACUUGUUGACUGACAAACUGAUGGCACUGUGAAUUAAUCUUUUUACCAGAAAAUCGGCCAUCUUUUGGGACAAUAAGCUGAAGUAUCUGCCACUCAAUAACUGUAAAAACAAAACAAAGAUUUGGGAGGUGGAUAAUUUGGUGAUAGUUUUAUGCAUUUAAAUGUGACAUUGAACCAAAAACAGAAGAAAUAUAUCUAGAAAUAUAUGUAGAGAUAUAAAUAGAAUUUAAUAGAGCUAUAAAGACUUUUUCACAUAAUCCCAUUUAUACAAGUCAUACUGGUUGUUUGCCUUGGUUAUUGUGUAAAUCCAGAAUAGUUUGACAGUCUAAAAACGGUGGAAUAAUCUAUUGUAUUUUAUAUUCAUUUUCCAUCAACAUUAAAGAUAUUUUGAUGGUUGCAAAAAUUGAGGAAAAUUUUUUUGGUAUUAAAAUAAGAGAACAAUACGGGAAUUAAAACCAGCCUUAAACUAAGCAGUGAUGGAGGGUUACCGCGUUCAAAGACAAUUUACCACAACCCACAAAACAGAACAAUUUUAGGUCUUUCAUAGUACAGAUUUUUUUCUCUACUGAAGGAGCUGAAUAAUUGUCACAUUUGGAAAGAAAAGUGAACACUAUUCAGUUAGUUGCAGUCUAGCACUUUACCACAAGAUAUUCCUAAGCCAAAGUAAAUUUAAUGCAGUUUAAAAAUGGCAUAUUUGUAGAAUCUCUUGAUAGUUUAAACUAUACUUCCAAAAUAUCACUUUUACAAGAACAGCCUUAGUUUAAAACAGUGGUUGCCAAAGAUUUUCUGGGCUUGCUUAUGGAUUACAAUAAAAUCCCCCCCAAAAAAGAAAAAAAGAAAAAUCAGUUGGGCACACACAUUGUUUAACCAGACAUAAACAUAUACACAUAUUUUGUUUUCAAACUACACUGAAGUUUAUUUCACACUUCAGGUUGCAACAAAACACACUACAAACCACCUUUACUUUAACAGUUUUUUUCAUCCAUCCAGCACCCUGUCCCCCUGCAAAGGCAUUGCGCCCCCUCUUGAGUACUUACUGCUUAAAAAGGAAUUAGGAAGUACUAUUAAAUGCACAGACUAUCCAGUAGCAUUUUUACUAAUUUCAGCUUUCUCCUUACAUUUUUGUAUGAUGUAGAGCCUAAUCAAACCACAAAACUACAAUAAAAUUAGCCCCAAACCUGCAGAUACCAUGUUUGCUCUGCUGCAACGUGUAAUUUAAAGGGUUAUUUUUAUGACCAUGGGCAACAUUUUAUAUCGGAAAAAGAAUUAUGAUGUACUAAAUUUGAGAUUUGGAUAAGGAAGCGGGCUUGUGGACCAAACCACAGCUGCACUGUAAACCACAGCUUAUGAAAACACAGCAUUUCGGUUUACAAGUCUUUUUGACUGUAGCUUUUACAAAGCAGAGGCUAAAAUCUGUGUUGUUAAUAGCAGCUGAGUCAGUCACAGUAAAAGGCCCGUAAAAGUUUUGGCACAGCAACACAGUCAAAUUUUUUGUAAUCAUUUUUGCCUCACUGUUCACCAUCUUAAAGAAAACUUGUCUAGCUGAGAAAGGCUAAUAAAACCAUUCAGCGGAUACAAUUUAACCCAGGUCUGUUAUAAGCAAUUGGUUCAUUUUCUUAAAUAAUAAAUAAUUAUGAGAAUGUUGUUAUUUAUUAAACAUAUACAAACAUGAACUGUAUGUUUCAUGAAGUGAUUCCUGCAACUAUGAAGAAACAUCACAAAGAACCAUAUUUGAUUAGCUGCUUUUGUGGAAAAAAAACGAUUAAUCUAUAUGUUUUUGACAGAUCAUGAACUUUAUUUAUUGCGUUGGCUGGUCUUUAUGUUGAUUCUUCUCACCAUCAUUCUACAAUUGAUAUCAAACAACGCGUUUUAGAAAUAUCCAUAAAAAAAUAAGAUGGCAAAUGAUUGAUGAUGCCUACUUACUGAUCAUACACUGAAAACAAUAAGUCGUUGGAUGAACAUAACAAAAUUAUGGAAAUGAUUUCCACCUGAUUACUUUUCUUGAUUUCAGCACCAUGUACUUGUGUUACUCCUGUUUAAAGCAAAUGUGUUAGGUCAACCUAAUUUUUGAAGACUAUUCCAAUGUAAAUCAAACGUGUUGGCUCAACAUAAUAUAUUGUGUUUAUUCUAAUUUAAAUAAAAUGAGUUGGCAAAACAUAA